GAAGGAGUGCAGUGGUACAAUCACAGCUCACUGCAGUCCCGACCUCUUGGGCUUAAACAAUCCUCCCAGCUUAGCCUCCCAAGUAGCUGGGACCACAGGCUCGUUCCACCAUGCAUGGCUAAUUUAAGAAAAAGCUGUUGUAAAGGCCAGGUCUCCCUAUAUUGCUCAGGCUGGUCUCGAACUCUGAGGCUCAAGCAGUCAUCCUGGUUCAGCCUCCGAAAGUGGUGGAAUUACAGGCAUGAACCACUGCACCCAGCCUUAAAAUUUUUUUGUAGAGAUGAGGUCUUGCUAUGUUGCCCUGGGUGGUCUCAAACCCCUAAACCCAAGCGAUCCUCUUGCCUCAGCCUCCCAAAAUGCUGGAAUUAUAGGGAUGAACCAUGGUAUCUGGCUGUGCAACUGUUUUUUAAGGUGGAGUAGAUGAAGGAGAGAGAGAGCAUGGGGGUUUUAUUAUGUUUUUAAUUUUUGGUUUGAGAGAGGGUCUCACUCUGUCACCCAGGCUGGAGUGCAAUGGCAUGAUCUCGGCUCACUACAACGUCCACAUCCUGGGCUCAAAUGAUCCUCUUGCCUCAGCCUCCCAAGUAGCUGGGACUACAGGCAUGCACCACCAUGCCUGCCUAAUUUUUGUAUGUUUUUGUAGAAACUGGGUUUCGACAUGUUGCCCUGGCUGGUCUCGAUCUCCUGGACUCAAGUGAUCCACCCUCCUCAGCCUCCCAAAGUGCUGAGAUUAUAGGUGUAAGCCAGUGUGCCUGGCCUUAAUGUUCUGAUAUAAUGCUUAGAAUGUAGGGUGCCCUCAAUAAAUAUUUUUUGAUUUAAUCUUUGGGAAGAAUGAAGAUGAGGUUUAAGGGGAAAGGCAGAUGAGCUCUCUCAUUCCUCUGCCUUUGAAUUAAGUUACUGAAUUAAACACUACUGUGAGGAGGUGGAAAAGGGCUAGGAACAUUGUGAAAUGAGUCCAAAGUUUGAAAUGUCACUCUAACCUUCUCUUCUGGUAGGACUCAACAGUAGCCUUCCUUGAGGACCUGCGUUUCCCAUUUGCUGCCUGAAGUUAAUGUUUCUUGCUGGCCAAAUCAGGGACAUGCCGGCAUUGUAAGGGCUGAUUAUCUGAUCCUCUUACUAAUUUAUUGGUUGGGGUGGGGUGAGCAGGGAGGAAAAGGGAUACCUUGCUUUUCUUUUAUGGCUCUUUUAGCAUCUCAAGUCAUAGACCAUAUGCCUCCUUUCUUGUUGAUCCUUCUUCCUAUAGCUUUGUUUUGUUUCCCCUUAUAGUUCCCUCUUAUGCUUUUCAUCUCCAUCCCCAUCCCCACCCACUACCAGGGGGCUUGGGUUCUGAGCUGAUGGGGUACCCCCCUCUGCAGAGCGGGAUGAGUGGGUGUUCCGGCAGGGAUGUGGUCAUUGACGGCCAGUGAAGGUGAGAGUACCACGGCCCACUUCUUCCUUGGAGCUGGAGAUGAGGGGCUGGGCACCCGUGGAAUAGGCAUGAGGCCAGAAGAGAGUGACAGCGAGCUCCUUGAGGAUGAGGAGGAUGAAGUGCCUCCUGAACCUCAGAUCAUUGUUGGCAUCUGUGCCAUGACCAAGAAAUCCAAGUCCAAGCCAAUGACUCAAAUCCUAGAGCGACUCUGCAGAUUUGACUACCUGACUGUUAUCAUUCUGGGAGAAGAUGUAAUCCUUAAUGAACCCGUGGAAAACUGGCCAUCCUGCCACUGCCUCAUCUCUUUCCACUCCAAAGGCUUUCCUCUGGACAAAGCUGUGGCUUACUCCAAGCUUCGAAACCCCUUUCUUAUCAAUGAUCUGGCCAUGCAGUAUUACAUCCAAGAUAGGAGGGAGGUGUACCGGAUCCUGCAGGAAGAGGGUAUUGAUCUGCCUCGAUAUGCUGUGCUCAACCGUGAUCCUGCCCGGCCUGAGGAAUGCAACCUGAUAGAAGGUGAAGACCAAGUAGAGGUCAAUGGAGCUGUCUUUCCCAAGCCCUUUGUGGAAAAGCCAGUGAGUGCAGAAGACCACAAUGUUUACAUCUACUACCCCAGCUCAGCUGGAGGAGGAAGCCAGCGUCUCUUUCGUAAGAUUGGCAGCCGAAGCAGUGUUUACUCUCCUGAGAGCAGCGUCCGAAAGACGGGGUCGUACAUCUAUGAGGAGUUUAUGCCAACAGAUGGCACAGAUGUCAAGGUGUAUACAGUGGGGCCAGAUUAUGCCCAUGCUGAAGCUAGAAAAUCUCCAGCUUUGGAUGGGAAGGUUGAACGAGACAGUGAGGGGAAAGAGAUUCGAUAUCCAGUCAUGCUGACUGCCAUGGAAAAGCUGGUGGCCAGGAAAGUCUGCGUAGCUUUCAAGCAAACAGUUUGUGGAUUUGACCUUCUUCGUGCCAAUGGUCAUUCCUUUGUGUGUGAUGUCAAUGGCUUUAGUUUUGUCAAGAACUCGAUGAAAUACUACGAUGACUGUGCCAAGAUUCUGGGGAACACCAUAAUGCGGGAGCUUGCCCCACAGUUCCAGAUUCCAUGGUCCAUCCCCACGGAGGCUGAGGACAUUCCCAUUGUUCCCACCACAUCUGGCACUAUGAUGGAACUUCGUUGUGUCAUUGCAAUUAUUCGUCAUGGGGAUCGUACUCCCAAGCAGAAGAUGAAGAUGGAAGUGAAACACCCAAGGUUUUUUGCUCUGUUUGAAAAACAUGGUGGCUACAAGACAGGGAAAUUAAAACUCAAGCGACCUGAGCAGCUCCAGGAGGUGCUGGAUAUCACAAGGCUGUUGUUGGCUGAACUGGAGAAAGAACCAGGUGGUGAGAUCGAGGAGAAGACUGGAAAACUAGAGCAGCUGAAGUCUGUAUUGGAGAUGUAUGGUCACUUCUCAGGUAUAAACCGGAAGGUACAAUUGACUUACUACCCUCAUGGAGUAAAAGCUUCUAAUGAGGGGCAAGAUCCACAGAGGGAAACUCUGGCCCCAUCUCUGUUGCUGGUACUGAAGUGGGGUGGAGAACUGACUCCUGCUGGCCGUGUUCAGGCUGAGGAGCUGGGGCGAGCUUUUCGCUGCAUGUACCCUGGAGGACAGGGUGACUAUGCUGGCUUCCCUGGUUGUGGGCUGCUUCGUCUCCAUAGCACUUUCCGCCACGAUCUCAAGAUCUAUGCCUCUGAUGAGGGUCGUGUUCAGAUGACUGCUGCUGCCUUCGCCAAGGGCCUUCUGGCUCUAGAAGGGGAGCUGACACCCAUUUUGGUGCAAAUGGUGAAGAGUGCCAACAUGAAUGGGCUACUGGACAGCGAUGGGGAUUCCUUGAGCAGCUGCCAGCACCGGGUGAAGGCUCGGCUGCACCAUAUUCUACAGCAGGAUGCGCCCUUUGGCCCUGAGGACUACGAUGAGCUGGCUCCCACCAGAAGUACUUCCCUGCUCAACUCCAUGACUGUCAUCCAGAAUCCUGUGAAGGUCUGUGAUCAGGUAUUUGCCCUGAUCGAAAACCUCACCCACCAGAUCCGGGAACGAAUGCAGGACCCCAGGUCUGUAGACCUGCAGCUCUACCACAGUGAGACACUAGAGCUAAUGCUACAGCGUUGGAGCAAGCUGGAGCGUGACUUUCGACAGAAGAGUGGGCGCUAUGAUAUCAGUAAGAUCCCUGACAUCUAUGACUGUGUCAAGUAUGAUGUGCAGCACAAUGGGAGUCUGGGACUUCAAGGCACAGCAGAGUUGCUCCGUCUCUCUAAGGCACUGGCUGAUGUGGUCAUUCCCCAGGAGUACGGGAUCAGUCGGGAGGAGAAACUGGAAAUUGCUGUGGGCUUCUGUCUUCCACUGUUGCGGAAGAUACUACUUGACCUGCAGAGAACCCACGAGGAUGAGUACUCCCGAGGCGUGCUCUCCCCAGGUCGCCACGUUCGAACGCGUCUCUAUUUCACCAGUGAAAGCCACGUCCACUCCCUGCUCAGUGUCUUCCGUUAUGGAGGACUUCUUGAUGAGACCCAGGAUGCACAAUGGCAGCGAGCUUUGGAUUAUCUUAGUGCCAUCUCAGAGCUUAACUACAUGACCCAGAUUGUCAUCAUGCUUUAUGAGGACAACACGCAGGAUCCCUUAUCAGAGGAACGGUUCCAUGUGGAGCUACACUUCAGCCCUGGAGUGAAAGGUGUUGAGGAAGAAGGCAGUGCCCCAGCUGGCUGUGGAUUCCGUCCAGCCUCUUCUGAGAAUGAGGAGAUGAAAACCAACGAAGGCAGUAUGGAGAACCUGUGUCCAGGAAAGGCAUCAGAUGAGCCAGACCGGGCCUUGCAGACUUCACCCCAGCCUCCUGAGGGCCCUGGCCUCCCGAGGAGAUCACCCCUCAUUCGUAACCGAAAAGCUGGUUCCAUGGAGGUACUUUCUGAGACUUCAUCCUCAAGGCCUGGUGGCUACCGGCUCUUUUCAUCUUCACGGCCACCCACAGAAAUGAAGCAGAGUGGCCUAGGCUCACAGUGCACAGGGCUGUUCAGCACAACAGUGCUGGGUGGCUCCUCCAGCGCCCCGAAUCUUCAGGACUACGCCCGCAGCCAUGGCAAAAAGCUACCACCUGCCAGUCUGAAGCACCGAGAUGGGUUUGAAGGGUGUUCCAUGGUGCCUACCAUCUACCCUCUGGAAACACUGCAUAAUGCCCUUUCCCUACAUCAAGUGAGUGAAUUCUUGAGUAGAGUCUGCCAGCGCCACACUGAUGCCCAGGCACAGGCAUCUGCAGCCCUCUUUGAUUCCAUGCACAGCAGCCAGGCCUCAGAUAAUCCAUUUUCUCCACCACGUACUCUUCAUUCACCUCCCCUGCAACUCCAGCAGCGCUCUGAGAAGCCCCCUUGGUACAGCAGUGGCCCUUCUAGCACUGUGUCCAGUGCUGGUCCUUCUUCCCCUACUACAGUAGAUGGUAACUCCCAAUUUGGCUUCAGUGAUCAACCCUCCCUAAAUUCACACGUGGCUGAAGAACAUCAAGGCCUUGGGCUGCUCCAGGAGACCCCUGGGAGUGGAGCACAAGAGCUCUCCAUAGAAGGGGAGCAAGAGCUUUUUGAACCAAAUCAGUCCCCACAGGUGCCACCUGUGGAAACCAGCCAGCCAUACGAGGAGGUCAGCCAGCCAUGUCAGGAGGUCCCUGACAUCAGCCAGCCAUGCCAGGACAUUUCUGAGGCGCUCAGCCAGCCAUGUCAGGAGGUCCCUGACAUCAGCCAGCAAUGCCAGGAGAACCAUGACAAUGGUAACCACACAUGCCAGGAGGUCCCUCACAUCAGCCAGCCAUGCCAGAAGUCCAGCCAACUGUGCCAGAAAGUCUCUGAGGAAGUUUGCCAGCUAUGUCUGGAGAACUCCGAGGAGGUCAGCCAGCCAUGCCAGGGGGUCUCUGUGGAGGUUGGCAAGCUGGUCCAUAAGUUCCAUGUAGGGGUUGGUAGCUUGGUCCAGGAAACCCUUGUAGAAGUUGGCAGCCCAGCUGAAGAGAUCCCUGAGGAGGUCAUCCAGCCAUACCAGGGGUUCUCUGUGGAGGUUGGCAGGCUGGCCCAGGAGGCUUCUGCGAUCAAUCUGUUAUCUCAGGGCAUCCCUGAGAUUGAUAAACCAUCCCAAGAGUUCCCUGAGGAGAUUGAUCUGCAGGCCCAGGAGGUCCCUGAGGAGAUAAAUUAGAAGUCCUGGGUGGUCCCUGAAGUGAUUGAUCAGCUGCCUGGAGAGGGUAUUCCUCAAGCCCAGCAUCCAUCUGGUGAUCCAAACCCUCAGAGCCAGUCUCUAGCCCAUGACCAGCACUCACCCCUUCCACCAGCAACAUGUGAUUAAUUUUCUCAUUAGUGGUAUCACACUAUACCAGCCAUUUGAGCCAGCAACCUUUUCUGUUGGCUAACUCACUGGCCAGCUCUCACCAGCAGUGUCUGGGGAAGUAGUUCUCUUGGUAUGAGGCAUACCUGUGCCAGAGCUGUGCUUGAGGAGGAGCCAGUUUUAGGUUCAAAGAAGCCAUUGGCUCCUCACUUAGCCAUUAGACUUGAAUAGGAUUUCCUUGGGGUGGGUUGGUCUGUCGUUACCCAGCCUUCUCUGAGCAUCCUAGGAAAUCACAGAUUGUUAAAGGAAAUGCCGCUUCACUGCUGAAAACACCAUCUGGGGACAGCAAAUGCAAAAGAGGGGACUCUAGGGUCUUCACUUUUCUGGGGAAAUAUUCACGACUUCUCAAGGUACGCUUAGACCAUAUGUGCAUUCAGAGGACUCUUGUCUUUGCCAGCACUCCUCAGGUGAGCCCGGGAUGGCUAUCUGAAAUGUCUGGAAAAUAGAGUCCCCUCCCCAAACAUCUGACAUGGCCACUAAAUCUUUAGACUUGCCUUAUAGAUCCUUCCAUAUCAUCCCUUCUGCCUCAGUCCUGUUCCUCCGGGCAAUAGCUCUAGGGAAAAGUAGGUAUUAGACUGCUGUGCAAAAUUCAGAGCAACUACUUAAAAUGCUCUAGAGGAUUCUUAGCCAGUCUGUGAAAGUGGGCCUCCCUCUGUGGUGGGGCUGUUUGGCUUAGGAGAUGCUGUAGUAGUAGAGAUAAUCAGGUUCUAUUUUAAGCAAUCAGCAGAGAUCAAUAUUGUACAGAUACAAGCAAAGGUUUAAUAAAUAAAUAUAAAUAUGUAUAUACACAUACAUAUGUGUGUAUGUGUGUGUGUGUAUAUAUAUAUAUUUAUUUAUUUCUGUAGUUGUGCCAGGGACAGACUGGCCAAAGACCAAACACUGCAGGAUCCCCAAGAAAUUUGUCCUUAUAUCAUUGUGUCUGAGGGCCAGAUAUGAUUAUGAAGCUUUUUCCAAAGAUCCAGGGAUGGGAAUGGGAGUGGGUAGGAGGGGUAAUGCUGUCAUUGGAGUUGGGGGCCGGAACAUUAUAAGUGCUCAAUAAAUAUAAACUAAUGAGAA
This is a messenger RNA of Pongo pygmaeus (Bornean orangutan), 6822 nucleotides long. It is a transcript of the gene PPIP5K1, whose product is annotated as diphosphoinositol pentakisphosphate kinase 1. The record is from RefSeq and is a predicted model, not a curated record. Lineage: Eukaryota; Metazoa; Chordata; Mammalia; Primates; Hominidae. The coding region runs from base 1378 to 5580 and encodes 1400 amino acids. Gene Ontology annotation, biological process: inositol phosphate biosynthetic process; inositol metabolic process. The transcript is spliced from 28 exons. Gene Ontology annotation, cellular component: cytosol. Gene Ontology annotation, molecular function: inositol hexakisphosphate kinase activity; 5-diphosphoinositol pentakisphosphate 1-kinase activity.